Grus americana (Whooping crane) is the source of this 1066-nucleotide messenger RNA. Its product is annotated as carboxymethylenebutenolidase homolog. The coding region runs from base 240 to 968 and encodes 242 amino acids. Gene Ontology annotation, molecular function: hydrolase activity. The transcript is spliced from 6 exons. Lineage: Eukaryota; Metazoa; Chordata; Aves; Gruiformes; Gruidae. The record is from RefSeq and is a predicted model, not a curated record.
AGAAGCACUGAACACUGUACUUUUCUGUAGCAGUUGAGUGCUGUGGUCCUUACCCACCACAUAAUUCAGAAAAAAUCAGCAUGGGAUUCCCAUUCCCCAUGAAGACAGAUGUGAUGGCCCCAUGCCUGGGGAGAGAGCGACAUCUGAAGCCGUACUGCUUCACGCCAGUACUGACAGAGUGGCGUGGGAGAAAGACAAAUGUGACAUGAGAGUGAGGACCUUCAUGUGCAGGUUUCCAAAUGGCUGAUCCUUUCCUAUAUGAUACUGGAAAAAGAUCGCAAUAUGGGUGCCUUGGACAUGAAGUACAAAUUGAGCACAUCAAGGCAUAUGUUUGUAGACCAUCUUUUUUCACAGACAAAGCUGUGAUUGUGAUUCACGAUAUAUUUGGAUGGCUGUUCCCAGAUAUCAGAUACAUAGUCGAUUUGAUUGCCAGUCAUGGAUACAUAACCAUCUGCCCAGACUUCUUCAAGGGGACAGAGCCCUGGAAGACUACUGAUCACUGGGCUGACUUUGCUGACUGGAUGAAAGAUCAUGAUCCUAUGAAAGUAGACAAGGAAGCUGAUGUUGUCUUGAAGUAUCUAAAGGAACAAUGCGAUGCAAAGAAGAUUGGUAUCGUUGGGUUUUCCUGGGGUGGAAUGGCAGUACAUCACUUGAUGCUGAAAAAUCCUCAAUUAACCGCUGGGGUGUCCCUCUAUGGAAUAAUUAGGGACUCUGAAGAAAGAUACAAUUUACUAAAUCCCACGUUUUUCAUUUUUGGUGAGAAAGACCACACUAUUUCUUACGAUCAGAUCACCUUACUGGAGGAGAAGUUGAAACAGUACUGUAAAGUUGCAUAUAAAAUUAAAGUUUAUCCUGGACAAGUUCAUGGGUUUGCACAGUUGAAGCCAGAAGAUAUGAAACCUGAUGAUAAACCUUACAUUGAAGAAGCCAGAAAGGAUAUGAUUGAUUGGAUCAAAAUAUUUAUUUGACAAAAGUGAAAAGUAACACGAGGCUUCAAGAUCAGUAUUGGAUUUAAUUAAAUUUUAGAGAAGAAAAUGAUCAAGGGAAAACUAUCUGGUUUUAAAAA